CGUCUCUCUGUCUUCCCACUUCUCCCUCAAAUCCCAGUUCUGAAUUUGUUUCGAAACUCAAAUUAGAGGAAAUUUGAUCGAAAGCAAAAGGCAACAUGCAAUUCUCUCUAGCAGUAGCAAAUUCACCGGUGUUCUCACUCUCACCCAGGGUCUCACCAAUCUUCUGUAAAGCCUCAGUUUCGUCUCCUGCAACUCCAUCGUCGUCUUCUUUUUCUUCUUCAUCUUCCCCGUUAUCGCCCCUAUCGAUUCCAUUUCACAAACAAAUAAGUGAGUACAAUCGGGAAUCUAAAAAUGAAGAACCCAUUUGUUCGACAUCGACGCCGGUGACGCUGUUGAAGAGGAAGAGACCGGCGAAUAUUAAUAUUCCGAUGGCCCCGUUGAGUUUUGAUCAUAUGGUUGGGACGCCAAGAGAUUUGGAUAAGUUGAAUGAGGUGGAGUUUGAAGGAGAGGGCUAUUCGGUGUAUUGUAAAAGAGGGAAAAAGGGUGCCAUGGAGGAUCGGUACUCGGCUGUUGUUGGACUUCAAGGAGAUUCUAAACAGGCUUUCUUUGGGGUUUUUGAUGGGCAUGGAGGAGCAAAAGCUGCUGAAUUUGCAUCAAAACACCUGAGUGCGAACAUUAUGGAUGAAUUGACAUGGAGAUGUGAAGAAGGAAUGAAAGAGGCUGUCAUAGAGGGUUACCUAACCACAGAUGCAGAGUUUCUGAAGGAAGAUGUCAGCGGUGGGGCUUGCUGUGUGACAGCACUGAUAAGGAAAGGCAACCUUGUGGUCUCAAAUGCUGGUGAUUGCCGUGCCGUCAUGAGCCGUGGAGGAGUUGCUGAGGCCUUGACAGUUGAUCACCGACCAUCAAUAACAGAUGAAAGAGAAAGGAUUGAGCGCCUGGGUGGCUAUGUGGAUUGUUGCCGUGGUGUUUGGAGAAUACAAGGGUCUCUUGCUGUAUCAAGAGGAAUUGGUGAUCGACGUCUUAAAAAAUGGGUCAUAGCAGAACCAGAAACAACAAUAUUGAAGAUUAGACCGGAGUGCGAAUUCUUAAUCCUAGCCUCUGAUGGACUUUGGGAUAAGGUUUGUAAUCAGGAGGCAGUAGAUGUAGUUCGACCUUUAUGCAUAGGUGUUGAUACGUCAGAGCCAUUUUCUGCUUGUAAGAAGCUAGCUGAUCUAUCAAUAACAAGGGGUUCCAUAGAUGAUAUAACUGUGAUGAUCAUUCAAUUGAAUCAGUUGGUAUCAUGAUUCGAGCUAGGAGGAAGUAACUCAGUUGAUAACAGGCAAAUCAGUUAUCUGCAAUUUUCCAGUUUCAAAGAAACUUGCAGGGGCCUUUGAAGCCAGUAAGCGGAAACUUUUUGUUCCAUGACUCAUUUUUCCGUGCGGCAUGGGGGGGAUUGUCCUCAGCAGCAAGAGAAAACAGAGCGCACCCCAUUUCCCUGUAAAUUUUUCUCCCCUUACAAUCAGUGGGUAAAGGUGACUCUUGACACUGACAAGUAUAGACCGAGUCCAAUCUGAUCUUUACUGAUGCUUAAUUAUAUUGAGAAAAUUUCAUCAUCAUGUUUGGUUCAAGUAUUAAGGAG
Molecule: messenger RNA, 1558 nt
Organism: Ilex paraguariensis (yerba mate)
Lineage: Eukaryota; Viridiplantae; Streptophyta; Magnoliopsida; Aquifoliales; Aquifoliaceae
Source: the annotation of a GenBank genome assembly